This is a messenger RNA of Morchella sextelata, 2451 nucleotides long. RefSeq lists its product as uncharacterized. The record is from RefSeq and is a predicted model, not a curated record. The coding region runs from base 1 to 2451 and encodes 816 amino acids. NCBI's taxonomy places the organism in Eukaryota, Fungi, Ascomycota, Pezizomycetes, Pezizales, Morchellaceae. The transcript is spliced from 4 exons.
AUGUAUUGGAGCAAACAUUCAGCACGGCUUGGAGCACCAUAUGCGGCACUGGUGGGAGCGCCCGGGGGUGCUCGUACAGCACCCGAGGAUGCUCGUACAGCACCCGAGGAUGCUCGUACAGCACCCGAGGAUGCUCGUAUAGCACAAGGGGGUGCUCUCGGAAGCAUGAUGAGCCCUGGAAUAGCUGAUUGUAUUCGGCUUCAACUUGAAGUUUCAAGUUUCGUUUCAAGUUCAAGCUUUCAAGCUGCACACCUAGCGAUCAUAUAUAAGAUGCCUUCAUCCUCCCCUCAGGGCACUCCAGAGCGCUCACAGAAGAAGCGAGAUAGCGAUCCAGACACCGACGAAUCAGAUAGCAAAAAACGCCGAAGGAAGGAAAGGAAGGAGAAGAAGAAGGAGAAGAAGAAGGAGAAGAAGGAGAAGAAGAAGGAGCAGAAGAAGAACGAGAAGUCCUCCCCUUCCUCGUCUCGCAAAGAGCAGAAAAGCCUCCAGCCUAUCCCAGAAGAGAUAGAAGAGACACCCCCGCCGCAGUCGUCGUCUUCCCGGAAGCAUCCCCGAGUGGUUUCAAGCUCCCGACAGCACUCGUCACCGCCCCCUCAGCACUCGUCACCGCCCACUCGGCACUCGAGACUCUUCCCAAAAGAGUGGGAAUCAGUGCAAUCUGAAGCCGAGUCCGACAGUGAAGUCUCCAGCACUUCCCAAGAAUUGGGCAGCUCGCCGCCACAACCGUCGGCCCCUGUCCGUAGAACCGUACUCCCAGUUCGUGCCCCUGCUCCAGAAGCAGUCGCCAGUGCUUCACAGAGCUCUCAAUCCCGACGUCGCCGUCGGCUACCAAUACCUAGUUCCCCUCCACCGGCAGAGCAGAGGCAAAGCCGCAGAGAUCGUGCCCCAGAAACUCCCCCUCAUGCCCCAGAAACUCCCCCACGUGCUCAGGUAGCAUACGCCAGUGCUCCAGAAGCAUCAUCCCCAAUCUCUCAAGCCCGAUACACCGGCAGAAUGACUGAGGCAAACAAAGCAAAGAUGGCUUUAGGUUUGAUCAACCUCCCUAAAUUGUACACUAACAUCCGCAACAGCCUCAAAGCGGAGAUGCAGAACACCGGUUGGGUCAACAAAACCGUUUCCGGAGCAGCAGCGUUCAAUGCUCUAUGCCUCCAUGUGUUGAACAUACGCCCUCUCAGUGGUUUCCUGCCUAUGUGGAACGGAGCCGAUUCUGCAACCCGCAGAGCACUCGCGGACGCUUUGAAGUGGCUCAUCGCUGAUGUUGGGCAGAAGGAAAAGCUAUCGAGGGGGCAGGGAAAUCGCGAGUAUAAAGAAGUUGCUGAUGAUAGCGAUGAUGAUGAGGAUGGUGGUCUGCCCGCCCAACGCUCUAAGAAGCGUAAACGAGACCCAGUGUCUGCAGAUCUCAAUAGACCUUCCAUAAUGGUUACGGUGGUAGACCCGGAUGCUCUAGGAGCAUUCUCCAGGGUUGCCCCGCCCCCUAUCUAUGACUGGAACCAUCGACGAAAUCAGAAUUCGUUCAUUGGAGUUCUGACCAAGAUAACGUUUCCAGAGCUCUGCAAUUUGAUCCUGAAGCACACCCCACCCGGCAGAGCAAUCAGGAGUAUCUGGGGAGCACUCGAUAACGUUCCACUGGCAUCCAAUCCUCCUGUUCGGCUGAUGGAGGUGCAGAUCACUGAUUCGGAAGAGGUCGAGGGUUGGUUGAAGAAUAGCGUUGGCAGGCCUCGGAGGAUACUGGCGGUACUCCACAGAGCGGGCGCGGGUGCUAAUUUGGGUGGUGCUGAAACACCGCCGCUGACACGAGCAUUCCCUCAUAUCGAGGAAGACGAUUACACCACGAUCGAUAUUCCAGCAGAGGACUCUGAUUACGAGGAGGGAAAUCACCGCAUAAAUGCUAAAGGACUGAGGGUAUAUUUGCCCAGAACUGAUGCCAGUAAUCAAAGGCUAAUCCAGACUCUUGUUAGACGUCGCGAUAGACAGCAGGAUGCUAUCGACGACUUAGACCCCAAAUACCUGAGGAAGUAUCCUCUGGGUGUAGGGGUUGCUGACGCAAACUUUGCACAGGGAGUAAUCUGGACGCCUGCCGGGAUAGCAGCCAAGAGAGCUGCUGACGCACUCGGGGCUGCUGCUGGAGGCGGUGGUGGUGGUGGUGGUGGUGGUGGCAAUCCUCCUCCGGGCGGUGGUGGUGGUGGUGGUGGUGGUGGUGGUGGUGGUAAUCCUCCUCCGGGCGGCGGUGGUGGUGGUGGUGGUGGUGGUAAUCCUCCUCCGGGCGGACCUCCUCCUCCUCCUCCUCCUCCUCCUACUCCUCCUCCUCCUCCGGGCGGACCUCCGGGCGGUGGUGGUGGUGGUGGUGGUGGUGGACCUUCUGGAGGCGGUGGUGGUGGUGGUGGUGGAGGUGGUGGGCCAGCUGGAGGCGGUGGAGGCGGUGGUGGUGGUGAUGGUGGUGGGCAUCAUUAG